AUGACAGCGGGAGCGACGGAGAAGGUUGAGCUGAAGGCUCUCGACACCGGUGACAAGCCAGCCGAACCUCACACGACCAAUACAAAGCCCUCCGGUGUGCAAGAUGAGAAGGGACCGGGCGAUGACAAGAGCGACUCGGACUCCGACACAGCCCAAGAGGACGAAGUCGCAUUCCGUCUCCGCGAGCUCGCGAAUGAGGAGGAGGACCGCUUCAAGGGCCUAAAGCGAGAGCACUGGUGGCAAAUAUGGAGGUCGAAGCAUGGCCCCCCGCCGCCGCGCAAGUCGCUCGACGAGGCGCCUGACCUACCUCUUGCGACAGCAAACAUCUUUUCGGUGCUGAGCUUUCACGCUACGGAUCUGUGGAAGAUGGACCCAUCGAGGGAAUCCGACCACUUAUCUAAUCGUUUCCUUGGAUACUUGCACCAGUCGCAGACCAAGGCUGACGAGUGGAACCGCGCUCACCCCGAUCCGCGCCCGAAGCGCCGGUCACGGUUAGGAUGGAAAAUCAAGGCGGCUACGAAGCGCAGGUUGCCGCCACAGUACGCCAAGUUCGGCCCUGACAAGAGUUAUCGCGAGCGUGUCAGGACGCAAGCAGCGCACUGGAAGGCUCACUCGCGCAAGCACGGUAACCUAGCGUUGGCUUUGUUCAAGACGUUCCCGACGUAUUGGUAUGCGGGGCUUUUCAAGGUGCUUGCGGACAUGACACAGCUUAUGAGCCCGCUGGUCAUCAAGGCGCUGAUCCGAUUCAGUCAGCAGGUCUACGCCGCAAACCAUGGCGACGGCAUCAAGCCCAAUAUCGGCCGCGGCGUUGGCAUGGCGAUCGGCCUCUUCUGCCUGACCCUCAUGCAGUCCGUGUGCCAGCACCAGUUCUUCUUCCGAUCUAUGGAGACCGGAGCGUUAGCUCGUGCGGCCCUGAUCAGCGCGACGUACAAGCAAGGUCUGAAGCUGAGCGUGGGAGCGCGCAGCCAGCAUCCGAACGGCAAGCUCAUGGCCUACCUCUCCAGCGACAUUGGGCCGAGCGCGCUCGUCGGCUUUGCCGUCUUCGUUUUACUCGCUCCGGUCCAGACAAACUUCAUGAAAACGUCGUUCCGCGAGAUGAAGGGCAUCCGCAUCAUCCAUCUCGUGCGCACAGCCAACCAGGCCGUCGCGACGAGUGUGCCCGCCAUUGCCGCCGUGCUUGCCUUCGUGACGUACACAUCAUACCACGACAGCCUCGACCCUGCACUUAUCUUCACCUCGCUCGCGUACUUCAACUACCUCCGCCAGCCGCUCAUGAUGUUCCCCCGUGCACUGUCUUCCCUGACGGACGCGCAGACGGCGAUCGAGCGCCUGACCGACUUCUUCGAAGCCGAAACGAUGGACGUCAGCAACCCCAUCGACCACAACCUCGAUGUUGCGGUUAGGGCAAACGAUGCGACGUUCCAGUGGGCUACCGUUCGUGCUCCAGAUGAGUUGAGCGAGAAGGCGGCUGGAAAGCCGGGUAAGGGCAAGAAGGGUCGCAAAGGCGUAAAGGAAGAGAAGGAAGACGCAUCUCCCUCCUCCACCGAGAAGAAGCCGGAAGAGGAACCGUUCAAGAUCGCAAACCUGAACAUGGAGAUUCCGCGUGGCAGGCUCGUUGCGAUCGUCGGACCGGUAGGCAGCGGGAAGAGUAGUAUCUUGCAGGGAAUGCGCAAGCUCGGCGGCAGUGUCACUUUCGGCGGCGUUCUGGGCUACUGCCAGCAAUCGGCGUGGAUUCAGAACGCAACGCUGCGAGACAACAUAGUCUUUGGCCAGAAGUGGAACGAGGCGCGGUACUGGCAGUGUAUCCGCUCCGCGUCUCUCAUCACUGACCUCGAGAUCCUGCCCGACGGAGACCUGACGGAGAUCGGAGAGAAGGGCGUGAACCUCUCAGGCGGUCAAAAACAGCGUGUGAACAUCGCUCGUGCACUGUACUUUGACGCAGAUAUCGUUCUGUUCGACGACCCCCUCAGUGCCGUCGAUGCUCAUGUCGGCAAAGCGCUGUUCAACGAUGCGAUCCUCGGUCUGAAGCGCGCCGGCAAGACUGUCGUGCUCGUUACCCACGCCCUCCACUUCCUCCCGCAGGUCGACUACGUGUACACCGUCGAGCACGGCAAGAUCGUCGAGGAGGGCACGUACGACGCACUCGUUGCCCGCGGUGGCGCAUUCAGUGCUCUCAUGGCCGAUUUCGGAGGCUCAGCCGCCGUGAAGGAGGAGAAGGAGGACGCCGCCGAGGAGAAGGCCAUCGAGGAGGCGGCCGACAUGGAGACGGAUGAGCAGAAACUCGCCCGCCUGGCAGCUGAGGACGUUAAAAAGGCGGCUGGCACAGGCAAGCUUGAGGGCCGCCUCAUGGUGAGCGAGGUGCGGAAGACGGGCUCGGUGGAGCGCAAGGUGUACGCCGCGUACCUAAAGGCAGGCAAAGGGUGGAUUACGCUCCCUCUCCUACUCAUCGCCGCAACGCUAAUGCAGGCGUCGCAAGUCCUCUCCACAGUCUGGAUCACGUACUGGGAGGUGGACAAGUUCCACCGCUCAAUGGGCUUCUAUCAGGGCAUCUACGCCAUGUUCGGCUGCUCGCAAGCGAUCUUCACCUUCGCCAUGGGAUCCGCAUUGGGGAUGCUCUGCUACUAUGCGUCGAACACGCUGUUCCGCUCCGCCCUGCGGCGUGUGUUCUUCGCACCCAUGUCAUUCUUCGACACGCAGCCGCUCGGCCGCAUCAUGGGUGUCUUCGGCAAGGACAUCGACACGGUCGACACAACGCUCGCCGAAGCACUGCGCAUGCAGACCAUGACUCUGGCUAUGCUCCUUGGCUCAGUCAUCAUCAUCACGGUCUACUUUCACUACUUCAUCGCCAUCAUCUUCGGUGUGGGAUGUGGAUAUUGGUACUUUGCGCAGUUCUACCGCACCUCGGCGCGCGAGGUCAAGCGUCUCGACUCGAUGCUGCGUUCUCUGCUCUACGCGCACUUCUCUGAGAGUUUGUCAGGCUUGGCAACGAUCAGAGCCUACGGCGAAACGAAGAGGUUCAUCCACGACAACGCGUACUACAUGGACCUCGAAGACCGUGCCUACGUCCUGACAUACUCAAACCAGCGCUGGCUCGCAAUCCGCCUGGACCUGCUGGGUGCUCUGCUCGUCUUCGCCGUCGCGAUCAUGUGCGCCGCAGGUGGAGGCGGUCUGCAGCCUUCCGAGAUUGCGCUCUGUCUCACGUACAUGACGCAGAUUACGCAAAUGUUCGGCAUGGUUACGCGCCAGAGCGCCGAGGUCGAGAACGCUAUGAACGCCGUUGAGCGACUUGCGUACUACUCGGACGGUAGUCUGCCGCAGGAAGCAGAGUACGAGGUCAAGGAGACGGAACCGCCUGCGGAGUGGCCCCAGGCCGGGUCCAUCGAGCUCGACAAGGUCGUCAUGUCCUAUCGUCCCGGUCUGCCACCAGUGUUGAAGGGCCUGUCGGCGCAGUUCAAGCACGGCGAGAAGGUCGGCAUAAUCGGCCGUACGGGUGCGGGCAAGACCUCCAUCACUGUCGCGCUCUUCCGUCUCGCGGAGCUCACCUCGGGACGGAUCCUAGUCGACGGCGUGGACAUCAGUACGCUGGGUCUAAAGACGCUCCGCUCCCACGUUGCCAUCAUCCCCCAGGACCCCGUCCUGUUCAGUGGGACGUUACGCUCCAACCUGGACCCAUUCGACGAGCACGACGAUGCGGCGCUGUACGAUGCGCUGCAACGCGCGAGUCUCAUUGACAGCGCCGAGGGCCAUGGACGAUGGACGCUCGACAUGGCCAUCGACGAGGAAGGUGCAAACCUUUCUGUUGGCGAGCGCUCGCUCGUCUCCCUCGCCCGCGCUCUAGUCAAGGACGCACGCAUCGUGGUGCUCGACGAAGCAACCGCAGCCGUCGACCUGGGGACCGACGCAAAAAUCCAGCGCACGAUCCGACGCGAGUUUGGCGGCAAGACGCUCCUCUGCAUCGCCCACAGGCUGCGGACGAUCAUUUCUUGGGACAGGAUUCUGGUCAUGAACGCGGGCGAGAUUGAGGACUUUGACACGCCCCUCAACCUGUUCGAUCGCGAGGGCUUGUUCCGGUCCAUGUGCGAUCGGAGCAAUAUCACGAGAGAGGAGAUCGUUCACGCCAGACAGGAGGAAAGGUUUGACGGGGAGGAGACUUAG
Messenger RNA from Trichosporon asahii var. asahii CBS 2479, 4155 nucleotides. RefSeq names its product ABC protein. Bases 1 to 4155 code for a protein of 1384 amino acids. The transcript has 9 exons. Gene Ontology annotation, biological process: transmembrane transport. Gene Ontology annotation, cellular component: membrane. Gene Ontology annotation, molecular function: ATP binding; ABC-type transporter activity; ATP hydrolysis activity. NCBI's taxonomy places the organism in Eukaryota, Fungi, Basidiomycota, Tremellomycetes, Trichosporonales, Trichosporonaceae. The record is from RefSeq and is a predicted model, not a curated record.